Molecule: messenger RNA, 720 nt
Organism: Onychomys torridus (southern grasshopper mouse)
Lineage: Eukaryota; Metazoa; Chordata; Mammalia; Rodentia; Cricetidae
Product: olfactory receptor 2T4-like
Exons: 2
Coding region: 1-720 (239 amino acids)
Biological process (GO): G protein-coupled receptor signaling pathway
Cellular component (GO): membrane
Molecular function (GO): G protein-coupled receptor activity; olfactory receptor activity
Source: RefSeq, a predicted model, not a curated record
AUGAACAUCAUUACCUGGAUGAGCAACUAUACUGGACAGUCAGAUUUCACCCUGGUCGGAUUCUUCAGUCAAUCCAAACACCCUGCCCUGCUUGCUGUCAUCAUAUUUGUGAUUUUCCUGAUGGCCUUGUCUGGGAAUGCCCUCUUGAUCCUUCUGAUAAUCUCUGACACCCGCCUCCACACACCCAUGUACUUUUUCAUCAGCCAGUUGUCCCUCAUGGACAUGAUGUACAUUUCUGUCACUGUGCCCAAGAUGCUCAUGGAUCAGGUCCUGGGGAGCCACAAGAUCUCAGCUGCUGGCUGUGGGAUACAGAUGUUUCUCUAUGUGACACUAGCAGGUUCAGAAUUUUUCCUUUUGGCUGCCAUGUCCUAUGACCGCUAUGUGGCCAUCUGUCAUCCACUCCGUUAUCCUGUCCUCAUGAACCGCAGAGUGUGUCUCCUCCUGAUGUCUCUCUGUUGGUUCCUGGGAUCCCUAGAUGGCUUUAUGUUCACUCCUGUUACCAUGACCUUCCCAUUCUGUGGAUCCCAUGAGAUACAUCACUUUUUCUGUGAGGUCCCCGCUGUGACAAAGCUCUCCUGCUCAGACACCUGGCUCUAUGAGACCUUCAUGUACCUGUGCUGUGUGCUCAUGCUUCUCAUCCCUGUGACAGUCAUUUCAAGCUCCUAUUCAGAUCUAUUAAAUCUGCUUCACCAAUUAGUUCAGUUCUUGGCACUUGGGUGA